AUGCUCCCCUGGAGAACCAUCGCACCCCGAGCCGCGAGGCGUACCGCUUCUGCAUUCGGAGCACCACCCCGCCGCAUCACAUGUGGUGGCACCUUUGGAUCCGCGAGUAGACACCUCUCCGCAACCGCCGCCGCCCGCCAGCUCAACGCAAAGGUCGUUACCGAAGGCGUGCAAUUCGAAGGGCUGACGGGCGUAUCAACCCGUAGAUCAACGCUCCCCCAUUUCUGGCUAAGAGACAACUGUCGAUGCAGCAAAUGCGUGAACCAAGACACCACGCAAAGAAACUUUGAUACAUACGCCAAACAUGGAUUUGACAGUCAUGCGCAACUAGGGGAGCAAGACGGUCACGAGAGCUUCUACCCAUGGCACUUUAUCAAGCACUACCUGCAACAUGACCACCGCAGUCCGGAACAAGUCAACUACCACUUCUGGGGCUCCGACGUGGGCGAAAGGCGCCCCGUCGUCGAGUACGACCACCUCAUGACCGACAAGGACGACUCAGGCGUCGCAAAGUUGACAAACCUCAUUCGCGAGUACGGCUUCGCCUUCGUAGACGGAACCCCCUACGACACCCCGGAACCAACACAGCGCGUGCUCGAGAGAAUCGCCUUCAUCCGUGAGACGCACUACGGCGGCUUCUACGACUUCGUCCCGGACCUCGCCAUGGCCGACACGGCCUACACCAACAUCGCCCUCCCGGCGCACACGGACACGACCUACUUCACCGACCCGGCCGGCCUGCAAGCCUUCCACAUGCUCUCCCACGAGGCUCCGCCGGGACAGCAGCUACCCGAAGACGGCAAGCUCGGAGGCGAAUCGCUCCUCGUGGACGCCUUUUACGCGGCGCAGAUCCUGCAGAAGGAAGACCCGGCCGCGUACGAGAUCCUCUCCAAGGUGCGCCUGCCCUGGCACGCGAGCGGCAACGAAGGCAUCACGAUAUCUCCCGACAAGCGGUACCCCGUGCUCGAGGUUGACCCGCAGACGCGGACGCUGCAGCGGGUGCGGUGGAAUAAUGACGACCGCGGCGUGGUGCCGUUUACCGACGACGUCUCGCCGACCGCGUGGUAUGCGGCGGCGCGCAAGUGGGAUGCCAUUCUCCGGAGAUCCGACGUUGAAUUUUGGUGGCAACUGAAGCCCGGCCAGGUUUUGAUCUUUGACAACUGGCGUGUGAUGCACGGUAGGAGUGCGUUUGAGGGCAGAAGACGCAUCGCCGGCGCCUACAUUAACCGUGAUGAUUUUGUCUCCCGUUGGAGAAACACAAACUUCCCCCAUGAACAGGUCCUGAACCAGGUUGUUGGCUGA
Molecule: messenger RNA, 1302 nt
Organism: Colletotrichum tamarilloi
Lineage: Eukaryota; Fungi; Ascomycota; Sordariomycetes; Glomerellales; Glomerellaceae
Product: trimethyllysine dioxygenase
Exons: 9
Coding region: 1-1302 (433 amino acids)
Biological process (GO): carnitine biosynthetic process
Cellular component (GO): mitochondrion
Molecular function (GO): iron ion binding; trimethyllysine dioxygenase activity
Source: RefSeq, a predicted model, not a curated record